This is a messenger RNA of Fusarium redolens, 543 nucleotides long. RefSeq names its product EthD domain-containing protein. The transcript has 2 exons. Bases 1 to 543 code for a protein of 180 amino acids. The record is from RefSeq and is a predicted model, not a curated record. Lineage: Eukaryota; Fungi; Ascomycota; Sordariomycetes; Hypocreales; Nectriaceae. Gene Ontology annotation, molecular function: oxidoreductase activity.
AUGAACCAACUCGCCUCUUUGUUAUUUCUCGCUUCGGCCCUUUCCGGUAAUGCGUUCGCGUCAGCUAAAGGCCCCCCAUCAAACACGGGUCUAUUACAGAUGGUCACCUAUGUUAAGCGUCAUCCCAACAUGACCCUCGACGAAUUCCGGCAGUAUUGGGAUACCCAACAUGCUCCGAAGGUGAUCCCUCUGGCAACCCACUUUGGUAUCGCUCGAUACCAACAGGUCCGAGUCGCAGGAAAGAUCGUCCCUACCAAUGCUGGCGCAACUGAACCAGUAUCUAAUGAGCUAGUGGACUUUGAUGGGAUUGCCAUGUUCCUUUACGAGUCAUCUGAUGUCUUGACUGAUAUGCUCUCUCAUCCUUACUACGUCAAAGUCGUUGAACCAGAUGAGCAUGUCUUCAUUGACAAGUCAGCUCAUGGAAAUGGCAUGGUGGCUACCUACAUCGGCGAGCAUAUCGAUGCAGUGGAUGAUGCGAAGAGUGUUUGGAAGGGGGAUAACAAGAUACUUUCAAAGUACCAGAAGAUGUUCAAGAAAUAUUGA